Capronia epimyces CBS 606.96 is the source of this 1275-nucleotide messenger RNA. RefSeq lists its product as uncharacterized. NCBI's taxonomy places the organism in Eukaryota, Fungi, Ascomycota, Eurotiomycetes, Chaetothyriales, Herpotrichiellaceae. Gene Ontology annotation, molecular function: RNA binding; pseudouridine synthase activity. The coding region runs from base 1 to 1275 and encodes 424 amino acids. The transcript has 2 exons. The record is from RefSeq and is a predicted model, not a curated record. Gene Ontology annotation, biological process: tRNA modification; mRNA pseudouridine synthesis. Gene Ontology annotation, cellular component: mitochondrion.
AUGGCUCAGCCAUCUGGGAAAGUCCUAGAGGGUGUCUUUGCGGUCAACAAGCCCCCAAACCUGUCCUCCGCUCAAGUCCUUCGAGAUCUUCAACGUAAUUUUGCCGAGUCAAACACCUUUGCGCCAUUACUUCAGCGAACCAAAAAUGUCUUGGAAGAGCAGGAGCGACAUCAGCCCAAGCGACGAAAGCGCGGGAAUGACCAGAUUUUCAAGAUGGGUCACGGAGGCACCCUAGAUCCUAUGGCGACAGGUAUUUUGAUUGUUGGAAUUGGCAGAGGCACGAAGUACCUCCAAGAUUUCCUGGGUAGCAAGAAGACCUACGAGACCGUCGUUUUGUUUGGAAAAAGUACAGAUACGUAUGAUGUGACAGGAAAAGUUGUUGCAGAGGGCCCCAUGGAGCAUAUCACAAAAGGUCUGGUGGAGGAAAAGAUCGAGAAGCUCCGUGGGAAACAGAAGCAGAUGCCGCCACUGUUUAGCGCAAUCAAAAUUAAUGGCAUGAAGGCAUAUGAAUAUGCAAGGGGCGGCAAGGAGCUCCCUCGAGAACUCGAAACCCGUGAUGUCGAAGUCUCCGAAUGUUCCCUUCUCGAGUUUUAUGCACCAGGGGAGCACGAUUUUCGCUGGCCGGCCGAGCAGGCUCCUGAAGAGGAAAAGGCUAUCGCUACAAGACUUAUGGCAGGCGUUGAAGCAGCCAAGCUGACAACCACUCUCGAGGUAAAAGCAGACAUACCCGAAGUAUCCUCAACCGCACAAACAAAAGAGACCAAUAUCAACGAGAUCCCAUACGAGAAGAAAGCUGCUAUGCACAUUCACACUGCUAAGCAAGAGCCGUUCCCCGCCCAUGCUCCGGCCGCGCGCAUUCGCCUGACUGUCAGCAGCGGAUUUUACGUCCGGUCUUUUGCAUACGACCUCGGAAUUGCUUGCAGCUCAUAUGGGUCGAUGGCUGCUCUGGUUCGCAGUCAACAAGGGAGUUAUACCACUGUCCAGCCAGCUCCGGAGGGCUUCAUUCCAACACUGACCUAUGAGGAUCUGGAGGCAGGAGAAAAUGUGUGGGGUCCUAAACUCUCAUCGGUGCUGGAAGGUUGGGUAGAAGAGCAUCCAGAGACUUCAGCCCAAAAGGACUUCGAUCAUCGAGACUUUCCGAGAGGGCACAACGCCAAUAAGGGAGGCAGGGGAUUUCGCGGGCGUGGAGGAGGCCAGAAGACGUCGUGGAACGAUCGAAAGGACAACAGGUCCCGCGGUUCUAAGCGGCGCAACAGCUCGUCUCCAGAUUUGUAG